Messenger RNA from Akanthomyces muscarius, 288 nucleotides. RefSeq lists its product as uncharacterized. The transcript has 2 exons. The coding region runs from base 1 to 288 and encodes 95 amino acids. The record is from RefSeq and is a predicted model, not a curated record. NCBI's taxonomy places the organism in Eukaryota, Fungi, Ascomycota, Sordariomycetes, Hypocreales, Cordycipitaceae.
AUGCGACUUACACCUGUGUUUACAGACAUCACGUAUCACCCGCCGCCGCCGCCGCCCUGCCAGAGAAAUCCGCCAAAGGGAUAUCGCGAUGACACCGUGUGUCACUGCAAGAAAUGGCACACGUCUGACCAUCAGGAUACCUGCGAGGUGGUGGAGAAGAACUUUGAUAUCACGCGGGAUCAGCUCGUCGAGAUGAAUCCAUGGCUGGAGCUCAAGUACGACAACGGCACCGUAAUUGCAGACUGCACAAUUAUUUUCGUCAACGAGGUCAUGUGCGUCGGCCUCUGA